UAAGCACUUAUCUCGGUAACAAUUCAUUUUUUUUUAUAAAAAAUAAAACAUUUUAUUUUGUAUACAGUCGUUGGGUUGUGAACGCGAUUUUCCCAGUAGAUCAAUAAAGUGUCUCUAAUGUAUGCGCAGUAAAUACACAAAUAGGUAACCUCCAAGUGAUUGUAUGUUUGUGUGUGUUUAUAAACUUGAUGACAUAAAUUUAACAUGCGUUUAGUGAGUUUUACGUAAAAAAUAAUUCGUUAAUCUAUUUUUCGCGAUAAAUUUUUUUCAAAAUGAAAUUAAUUCCGGUAACUUAUCAAGGCUUUACCGCUAUGGAUAGACGGUUUUCUAGCCCUAUGCUGCCUUGGAUAGUAUCGGAAAUAAGGAAGAGGAAUUGCGCGGAAAAGUUGAGUUUGGGAGUUGAAGAAGGAACGUUACAAGCGUACAAUCAAGAUUUUGAAUUACAAUUUUCGCAUAGAGUCUCAUCGAUGACGAAAUUUUCUCAAGCGGAUAUGGAUCCGACUACUUUCCUUUAUCUUCUUAAAGACGAACAAGAAAAUCUUCUUUAUUGUUAUCUUUACCUCGCCAAGAACGUUUCGGACGUAACUGAUUUAUAUAAACAAAUGAAGGAACAAACUCACACGCCGCCAACUAGAUCAGUAAGCAGUGCUGCAAACUUGACGUCGCUAUGCGUCGACAUCUCACCAAGUUCUAGUAAUUUUUUCGAGGUACUUUAUAUUGGUAAACUUAAAGUAUGGCAGAAGCAGGUUCCCGCCACGUUCAUAGAUGACGCUUUGGAAAAAUUCAAAACGCACGAAUUAGAAAAAUGUAAAGGAAAACGCAUCAGCCGAUUGAAAAGCGAAAGUUAUCUAAUCAGAAGGAAUUCGACGGAUUCUACUACGAGUGAAGAUUCAAUAACAAAUAUCAACGUACAUCCUUUAUUAAGGUCGCAAUCUGUGCAUUCGAAUUUAAUUGCCGACCAAGGAGAACAAAAUCAAAUAUUGAACACCUUGGCUGCGGAAUCCGAAAAACAAGACUACAACGCCAACAAACCAGUCACAGAUAAUGUUACUAAUCAAAUUAAUCAAGAAAACGAUUCUAUAAAUAACAAUAACGAUGAAACGAACAACAACAACAACAGAAACAACAAUUUUACUCGUACCGAAUCUACGAUGAAUUUGGAUGAUCAUAAUAGAACAAUGGUUUUGCAAGUAGACAGAACCGAUUUGAGAUUGAUAAGUCCCGAUAGAAAAAUUAUUUUAUUACAUAAACAACAUAAGGAUAUUACCACUUGUGUACAGGGUAUUACCAGAUCGGAACAUUUUGGAUUCAUAUGUAGAGAAGGACAAAGUACUUUCACUCACGUUGGGUACAUUUUUAAAUGCGAAUCCGCUUCGAUAGCCAAUGACGCCAUGGCAGCUAUAACCCAGGCGUUUACCAACGUAGACACCAAACCGAAGACGAUUACAUCUUGUGAUCACUGUCCCAUGGUAUGGUAUCACAAAAUUUGCGUCGAAGUAGAAAAUAUGUCUGACAGAAAAACACAAGCAGCUAUCUUUAGAAGGAUAGAACAGCUGGAUGACGAAGAACAGACUAUAAUAUUAACGAAAUUCCGAGGCGCCGAAACAGAUUCCGUCCGCGAACAAAAUGAAUUUUUAAUGAUGUUAUUAAGGGCUCAUUGCGAGUCGAAACAAUUAAGACACGUCCACGACACCGCCGAGAACAGAUCGGAAUUUUUAAAUCAAUAUUUAGGCGGUGGCACUAUUUUCACCAAAGCAAAAAGAAGCUUCGAUCAACUAUUAAAAAGAAGAAUAUCCAAAGAGGAUUUCGGGGUGACCAGUAGAGGAUUGAACCUUCCUAUAAAUAGGGAAUCUUCUCCUAGCGUUAAUGAUAUUUCUGAUAGGGAAUCUGAACCUAGAUCCAGAUCAUCAACAAUAGGAUCACAAAACGAUCUCAAAGAUACUCAUCUUAACGUUAGAGAAAAUAACAAAAGUUCGGUAUCUCCAGAAAAGAGUUUGCAAUGUGAAAAAGGACUCAAAUCACCUAUGAUGGACAUAUUUUUGAAAGUUGGUAACAGUCAUAAAACGACUAUUCCUGAUGUUGGAUCAUUGAAUAGAGACGCGGGCUCUUGGAGACAGGCUAUAUUCAAAAGAGUAGCUACCCCCAAACAAGAAAAUCAACAACCGCGAGAUAGAAAGCGAACACGCGAAGAAUUAAGAGUGUUAUGGAAAACGUCCAUUUAUCAGGCCAUACUUUUGGUUAGAAUGGAAAAAGAAAAUGCCAAAAUUAGAGCUAAACAGGAAGAAUCGGCAGUGAAAAGGAUAAAAUUGGAAUACGAUGAAAUGCGAUUGGUACAAAGAGAAUUAGAAGUAUGGGAAAUGAUCACAAACAAGGAAGGCACUGUUGUUAAAGUGGAUUCUCAAAUGUUAUUGCAAGCUAUAAGACAAGGUGUACCGCGCGGUAAAAGAGGAGACGUUUGGCAAUUUUUGGCUAAAAAAUACGUCGCAAAAAUCGCUCCUUUAGACACGUCGUCUUUCCCUAAUUAUAACGUGCCGUAUGAAACUUUGCUAAGACAAUUGACCUCCCACCAACAUGCUAUUCUCAUAGAUUUAGGUAGGACAUUUCCGAAUCAUUCUUACUUCAGUAGUCCUUUGGGACCUGGCCAACUAGCUCUCUUCAAUUUACUGAAAGCUUAUUCCUUAUUGGAUCCUGACGUUGGGUAUUGCCAAGGUCUGAGUUUCGUAGCUGGGGUUCUUCUACUUCAUAUGGAGGAAUCCAAAGCGUUUUCUCUAUUAAAACAUUUAAUGUUUCGUAGAGGCAUGCGCACGCAAUAUCUUCCGGAUAUGGUUAGCCUUCAAAUAAAACUCUAUCAACUUUCGAGACUAAUACACGAUCAACUUCCGGAUAUAUACGAUCAUUUCGAUUAUUACGAAGUUGCUCCAACUUUAUACGCAGCUCCUUGGUUAUUGACAGUUUUCGCUUCGCAAUUUCCAUUAGGAUUCGUCGCUAGAGUAUUUGAUUUGAUAUUUUUGGAAGGACCCGACGUCAUAUUCAGAGUGGCUUUGUCACUCUUAACGAUCCAUAGAGAAAAUUUACUAGUUUGUGAUAGCUUCGAAGAAAUAAUGAAUUACCUGAAAGUCCAACUUCCAAACAUCGAUAAAUCAUCAUUAGAAAAAAUAAUGAAAGAAGUUUAUAGUACGGUUUAUACGAAACAACUGAACGAAUAUAAAGUGGAAUACCAAGUUUUACAGGAAGAGAUGAAUUCCUCGAAGCCCCAAGUAGAAAUAAUAAAUAAAUUAGAAUCGGAAAAUAAAAAAUUGAACGAACAGAAUAAAAAUUUAAUGAGACAAAUGGAGUUGAGUUUAUCGAACGUUCAACGAUUGGAGAAGACAAGGACUUUACAACAAGCCCAAUUGAACAAACUAGAAAUGCAGAACAGAGCCUUGGACGUAACCGUAAGCACUUUGGGAUGGUUCGUAAAUUCUUUAAUAGAACAAAAAGUAGACCUCGAUAUACCGGACGACGUGCAAAGAAUAAUUUCCCAAUUAUCCUUCACGGAAAGGGUUAAAAACGAAGUUAAACAAAACAACCUUCUACGAAUGUUCCAAAAAAGUCCGGAAAAAGUUAUGACCAAAUCGCAAAGUUUGAACAAAAUUAAUUUACCUACUAGUAUAUUAGAAGAAAACCGAUCGAGAACCAACAGUUUUAGUUCCAAAAAAGAUUCUACUGAAAAAGUGUCGAAAUUUUUUUCCGAUUCACACAAUAACAUCCUACAACAAAAAAUCCAUCCUAAAAUUGAUGUAACUUUGGAAAAUAAACCUUCCCCUACCAAUUCGGAGGAUAGUGGUAUAAUUACACCGGGUAGUGGUCCUGUUAGUCCUAAAUCAACGGAAACUCACCCCCUCAGUAAUUGCGAUGUAACGUUCACGUUUAACGGUACUAGAGAAUUGAAAAGUAUCAAGAAUAUUAAAAAUCUAAGACACAUUUCACCCGAUAUUAUGAGUAAAUGAUUCAUACAAUAUUUUAGAUUUAGAUUAGGGUGAUAUUCAUUUUUAUUUAUCGGUUGAAAGUAUUUUGUUGUGACUUUACAUUAAAAAAAAACAAAUUAUCAUCUUGAUUCGCCUCUAGAUGUUUCAACUGGGCUCUCCAGAACUUCGUGGUCUUCUUUUAUCUCUAGUUAACCAUCACUCAAUAAGUCGUGUGGCUAACUAACAUAUUGUGAGAUCAACGGAUAGCCAGUAGUCACUGGGGGGUUAGAUCUGGACUAUACGGUGGAUAAGAAAGCAAUUCAAAGUGUAAUUCGUUCAAUUUAACGAUUUGUGAAUCGGGGCAUUGUCUUAACGCAAUAGUGGUUGGUUCCUCGACAUAUAAGGCCAUUUUUCAUUGAUUUUUGUAAUCAAACGAUCCAACAACUCUAUGUACUAUUCGCUAUUGAUUAUAUCUCCCUUUUGGAAAUAGUCGACGAAUAAUAUUCAAUGCGCAUCCCAUAAUACUGAAGCCAUAACCUUCCCAGCUGACUGUUGUGCCUUUGGACCUGGUUCACCGACUGCAGUCCACUCAGAUAAUGAUCGUUUUGGUUCCGGAGUGAAGUGAUGGAUCCAUGUUUCAUCCUUUGUCACAUAUCAACGCAAAAAAUCUGUUAUUACUUGUAAACAUGCCCAAACGCAGCUCUAAAACAUCAACACGUUGUUGUUUUUGAUCUACUGUGAGAAAACGCGGUACCCACUUUGAAAAAGCUUUCUCGUGGACAAAUAUUCAUACAAAAUUGUAAACACACUGCCUUCUGAUCUCUUUAGGGCCUCAACUGUCUCACGCAAUUUCAAUUUACGAUUAGAAAUCACCAAUUUGUGGACUUUUUUGAUGUUUUCUGGUGUAACUGCUCCAAUUGGCCGACCAGAACGUUCACAAUCUUCGGUGUCUAUACGACCACGUAUUUUCGAUGAAGUAUAAUACUUUUGAAGCCAUUGCAGAGCUUCUGCAGUAUUUUUUUUUGACAUCAAGAAGCAAUGUUAAACAAACGAAAUUAUUUUGAAAAUAACAAAAGUACCUUCACUUAAAUUGCUGUCACUUUUUUCUAACUAAUCCAAAUGUCAUGAAAUUUGAAACAAAAUCUUUUGAAAGUUGAUACUUCAUAAACGUCAUAUGUUUUUGACAAUGUCAGCGCCAUCUGUGUGUCAGUCACAAAACUUACUGAGUGAUGUUACAUCUCCGAAAUAAAUAUUACUAUUAAUGUACUAAUGACAUCAGUAGUUAUAUGAUAUAUUUUCGAUUUGAAUUACUACUGGAGUUAAAAUGAGAUUUGGUUCACUUUUAAAGAAAAUCUAUUUAUUUGUGAGCAGAUCGUGUAAGCACAAUUUACACCGUAACGUGGUCGGUUGGUACCAAUGAUUCAUGUUUGACAGUUGACUUAACAAAUAUCACUUAAAUUAAAAAGUUUGUUGAAGUCGGAAGAAAACAUUUCCUGUAAGCGGUAUAUUGGGUGAAGAACUUCAUUUUACACCAACCAGAAUUACCUCCAUAAAUAAUUUAAUACUUGUUAAAUCAAAAAACAAUUAUGAAAAAUGUAUGACCAGGUGUCGGAUAAAUGGGCCACUAUUAUGACAGAAAAUUUGUUAAUCGUAUUUUUUUAUAUUUAGUUAUAAAUGCUCAACAAUGUAGAUGACUUAGACUAUGUUAAAGCGAAAGUUAAAUAUCCGUCAAAAUAUUGGCGCAACGUCCAGUCAGCUGUCAAAAUGAAACUGUCAUUCAGGGUCACCAACUCAUUACAUAAAAUUACCAAAAAUCAUUUCAAAAUGGAAUCCAAUAUGGAAACAAACAAAGAAUAUUUUAGAACUUUUUGAUUAACAUCAAUUCUCAAAUAAAACAGAAAUCUAUAAUACUCAAUAUAUUAAACAAAAUAAAUAAUAGAAAAUUGAAAUACUGUUUAUAAUAAACAAAUAUACAGGAUGAUAAUAAAAUAGCAGAUUGGGGAUAGAGUGUGAUAUAUAACGUUUUAAAUGGAAGUUAGUAUAAAAUGUAUGUUUGUUAGUUUAAUUUGUACUUAAGUCAAUGUUAUUAAAUAUAUGAUUUUUAAUUGAAUUUUUAAUAUACAAGUUGAGUUUUUAGCGAAAAAAUAAAACAGUUGUUUAUAAAAGAUACUCAAAGAAAAAUAUUUACUUAAAAAACAUUUUUUCUUAUUCACAUAUCAUUUAACCACUCGUGUUCUAAAUUGUCGUCUCUGUGUGCGUCAAAUUUGCGUUUUCCCUUUGCCCUUGAAACACUAGAUAAACGUUCGGGUUUCAUACGGUUCAAAAUUGCGCUUCAAACACAAACUUCAGGAUUCAGGUUAUGUAGACAUUUUUUAAAAAUGUAUUUAGCGUGGAUUCAGAAGAUUUUUUCUCGUACAUUAUUGGUUGCAGAAAUAAAUUUCGAUAAUGCAUCAUCACUUAAUGAAGAAGACAAUAAAAGGACCCAAAAUAUUAUCUACUCGUCUUCUAAAUUGUCGUCUCUGAGAUGUGUGCGUCAAAUUUGCGUUUUUCUUUUGCCCUUCAAACACUAGUUAAACUUUUGGGCUUCAUAAGGUUCAAAUUUGCGUUUCAAACACAAACUUCGGGAUUGACAUUAUGUAGACAUUUUAUAAAAAUGUAUUUAGCGAGGAAUCACAACCGAAGCUCCGUCAUUUUUGACAUAUAUGCGUCAGUCGGCGUUGUGCUACAGCCACGUAAACAUGUCCGCCAUUAUUGAUGCUCCCGUUAAGUGUGAAUUACGAAAUGUGAUUCGUUUUCUACAGGCUGUAGAAAUCUAUUGGAGAAAGAGGAAAACUUCAUGAGUGAUGGUAUUGUGCGUGAUUGGUGACAUGAUGAAGGGAGCCAACGACGCAAAUAUGUCGUUUCACAUAACCUAGUUCAACUAGUUGACAGAUUGGUUAAAAAAACCGCAGAUUCACAGAAUUUCCAGAAGUUUCAUGGUCUGUUUUGUACUCUAUUGCUACUGAACGGUUAGGGUACAUUGGCGGCAACUUUCUUUGAAGGGGGUAUCGAAAAGCUUGUCCAAAGAUAUGAAAAAUGUCUCAAUAUGUUUUUUAUAACUUGUCUUUUAUUAAUAACCUAUCGGAGGUUGAAAAAAAAACGUCCCUCGUAGAUAUUGCUUGUUCUACGUUAUAAAUUAAUUUUAGUAACUUUAUUUUUUGAAUCAUAUUGUAUAUUGGUACCCGAAGAUACAUUUCUUAUUAGUGAUUUUGAUCGAUAAGUUCAAAAUUUUUUAAACAAUGUCUUAAAAAGAGUUGUCAAACCUAAAAACUCGCCCUGUAUAUCGAAAUACUUUUAAUUUAUAUUGUAUAUUUUAUAUAAUGUUCCAUUAUUUGUUUAGUGAAAGUAAAUAUAAGAAGUUUAUACAAACAA
Diorhabda sublineata is the source of this 7358-nucleotide messenger RNA. It is a transcript of the gene plx, whose product is annotated as TBC1 domain family member 4. The transcript is spliced from 14 exons. Bases 273 to 3989 code for a protein of 1238 amino acids. NCBI's taxonomy places the organism in Eukaryota, Metazoa, Arthropoda, Insecta, Coleoptera, Chrysomelidae. The record is from RefSeq and is a predicted model, not a curated record.